GUUUCUGUACUUUUUCCAGGCCUGAAUUUCACAGUUUUGAAAAUCCCUGAUAUUUCCAUGUUUUCCAUGAUUGCGGAGGUCCUGUUUCUUCAUAGGGAACAACCAUGGAAAGCUUUUUUGUAUCCAAUACUUUAAGGUAUCUGCCUAGAAAUUAAGCUUCAUAAAUAGUCCUAUCCUUAAAAAACUUCCCCUGUCAAAUCCAUUUUACAAAGUGCAGGCAAUCUGAUGAAUUGAUAUGACUGUUAUGUGAUGACUUGGAGAGGCUGAUGCGCUUUCCAUCCUGCAUCCCUGCGGCUCCAGGUGCAGAGUCCCUCCCCUAAUUUCUGCAAUGUGACGCUAGGCUCACUCAGCGCUACACAGUCUUGCCUGAUCACCGGGAAAAGCGUUUGGAAGGCUUCAGUAGUCAUCCAGUCUGGAGUGCGCAUGCGCGGCGCUGCAGCGGUGUUUCCGCGUUGAGUGGAGAGGGGAAGGGAGCGAGCGAGAGAGAGAGAGAGGAUAGAGGGAAUUUGAGACGCAGCGGGACGCCGAGUCAGAAUAAACGGACACACCACAAACGCUAAUAAAAAAAAUAUAAAUAAAAUCAACGUUCACAACUCAAGCCUUUAGCCAUGGAGGAUACCAUGAAAAACACUUUAAAAUGUGAGCUUUAAAGAGAGGUGCUGCAGAAACGAGCGAGAGCGGCUUCCCCCCUCAUCAUCCACGGCUGAUCUCGACUCAUGUGCUCCCGUCCUCCUCCGUCACUCGCACCGGGGGGAAAAAUGAAGAAGUUUAAUAUCCGUAAGGUGCUGGACGGCUUGACGGCCGUAUCGUCCCCUUCUCCAUCCCCGCAGCUCGGGUCCAAGGAAAACGAGCUCAUCCCGGAGACGCUCCAGUCUGAACACUUCCAGCUCUGCAAGACUGUGCGCCAUGGCUUCCCCUAUCAGCCGUCCUCUAUGGCAUUCGACCCUGUCCAGAAAAUCCUUGCCAUUGGGACUCAGAGUGGAGCUUUGCGAUUAUUCGGCCGACCCGGUGUGGAGUGUUACUGUCAGCACGAGAGUGGAGCAGCCGUCAUCCAGCUACAGUUUCUCAUAAAUGAAGGGGCGCUGGUUAGUGCUUUGGCCGAUGACAGUAUUCACCUGUGGAACCUGCGACAGAAGAGACCAGCUGUGCUGCACUCACUCAAGUUCAACAAGGAGAGGAUAACGUUCUGUCAUCUGCCCUUCCAAAGUAAAUGGUUGUACAUUGGCUCGGAACGAGGAAACAUCCACAUUGUGAAUGUGGAGUCCUUUACCCUCUCAGGAUACACCAUCAUGUGGAACAAAGCCAUUGAACUGUCCUCCAAGGCCCACCCCGGCCCAGUGGUUCACAUUAGUGACAAUCCUAUGGAUGAGGGCAAGCUCAUAAUAGGAUUUGAGUCUGGGAUCGUGGUGCUGUGGGAUUUGAAAUCAAAGAGAGCUGACUACCGGUACACUUAUGAUGAGGCGAUCCAUUCUGUGGCCUGGCACCACGAGGGGAAGCAGUUUAUCUGUAGUCACUCAGACGGCACACUGACCAUAUGGAAUAUAAAGUCCCCAGCCAAGCCCGUACAGACAAUCACGCCACACGGAAAGCAGCCUAAAGAUGGAAAAAAGCCAGAGCCUUGCAAACCCAUUCUUAAAGUAGAGUACAAGACCACGAGAGCAGGGGAUCCGUUUAUGAUCUUCUCUGGAGGUUUGUCAUAUGACACUGUUGGUCGACGGCCAUGCUUGACAGUAAUGCAUGGGAAGAGCACUGCAGUAUUGGAGAUGGACUAUCCCAUUGUAGAUUUCCUCACCCUGUGUGAAACGCCAUAUCCUAACGAUUUUCAGGAACCAUAUGCUGUAGUAGUCCUCCUCGAAAAGGAUUUAGUUGUUAUUGACCUUGCACAAAAUGGUUACCCUAUCUUUGAAAAUCCAUAUCCCAUGAUGAUUCAUGAGUCUCCUGUGACGUCUUGUGAGUACUUAGCCGAUUGUCCUGUGGACCUCAUACCUGCACUUUACUCUGUCGGGUCUCGCCAGAAACGACAGGGCUACAGCAAAAAGGAAUGGCCUAUCAGUGGUGGAAACUGGGGCCUGGGCACACAAAGCUACCCUGAAAUAAUAAUAACUGGGCACGCAGAUGGUUCAGUGAAGUUCUGGGAUGCUUCAGCAAUAAUGCUCCAGGUGCUGUACAAACUGAAGACAGCGAAGGUAUUUGAGAAGGCACGGUGUAAGGAGGAGAAACCCAGCACAGAGAUUGUGGAUGAGGACCCGUUCGCCAUUCAGUUGAUGUCUUGGUGUCCCGAGAGCCGCAUGCUUUGUGUGGCUGGGGUCUCUGCCCACGUCAUCAUAUACAGAUUCAGCAAACAGGAAAUCACCACAGAGGUGGUGCAGUUACUGGAAGUCAGGUUACAGUAUGAGCUGAAUGAUCUAGAGUCUCCAGAAGGGGGAGGAGAUCAGACACCAGCUCCUCCCACACCAAGCACCUCCCCCAGUCCACAAACCGCCGGCCCUCAGACACACCCUUCCACUAGCAGCAACUCUUCAGAUGGGAUGAGAGACAACAUACCCUGCCUCAAGGUGCGCAGCAGUCCUCUGAAGCAGUCUCCUGGGUAUCAGGUGGAGCUGGUGGUACAGCUGGUGUGGGUCAGUGGAGAGCCGCCCCAGCAGAUCAGCAGCCUGGCCAUCAACUCCUGCUAUGGCUUGGUGGUGUUUGGCAAUAGCAACGGUCUAGCAGUAGUGGAUUACUUACAGAAGACUGUUCUGUUGAAUCUGGGAACUAUGGAAUUGUACGGAUCUAAUGACCCAUACCAGAGACAACUGCGAUCUCCCCGCAAGAGCCGGCAACCUUCUGGAGGGCUUUGUGACAUUAACGAAGGCUCAGCCACCUCAGAGGAUCGCUGCAAAUCCCCCACCUCAGUCUUGUCAAACCAUCAGCAAUUCUACAAUGGAGGAGGGAGAGGAGCAAAGAUGUCACGGAAAUUAAGCUUGCCUACUGAGCUAAAGCCAGACUUGGUCCUACUCUCUGUAUGUCCCCCACGGGGUUCCAUACCCCUAGACAACAGGGACAACUCCUUCAGCCGCUCGCGGAGCUCCAGCGUGACCAGUAUUGACAAGGAAUCACGAGAGGCCAUCACAUCUUUCUAUUUCUGUGAGACGUACACACGCAAAGCAGAUGGCGGGCUUACACCUAGUCUGUGGGUUGGCACGUCCUUGGGCACAGUCUUGGCCAUCUCCCUCAACAUGCCCCCUGCUGGAGAGCAGAGGCUUCUGCAGCCAGUUAUUGUUUCCCCUUGUGGCACUCUUAACAGGUUGAAGGGUAGCGUCCUCCGGAUGGCCUUCUUAGAUUCUACAGGGUCUCUCCUCCCCUCUGCUUUUGAGCCAUGGUAUGAACCCAACGCUCCAGCCAACGGAGAGGAGCGGGACAAGGUCCGUAAGAGACGGCCGGUGUCUGUAUCCCCAUCCACAUCCCAGGAACUGAAUGAAAACCAGUAUGCCGUGGUGUGCUCUGAGAAACAGGCCAAAGUCAUAGCCCUACCCUCUCAGACCUGCGUAUUCAAACACAACAUCACCGAAACAUCUUUUGUGCUGCGGGCAGAUGUGGUACAGAUGAACACUGGCAUUUGUGUGGCCUGCUUCUGUGCCAAUGGACACAUCAUGACCCUCAGUCUGCCAGGGUUGAGACCAUUGCUGGAUGUAAAUUACCUACCCCUGACAAAUAUGAGAAUAGCGAGAACGUUCUGCUUCAGCAACCUCGGCCAGGCCUUGUACCUGACCUCCCCUACUGAGAUCCAGAGGAUUACCUACAGCCAGGAGGUCUGUGAGAACUUACAGGAGAUGCUAGGUGAGCUGUUUACUCCGGUGGAGACGCCUGAAGCUCCUAACAGGGGCUUCUUUAAGGGUCUUUUUGGAGGAGGAGCACAGUCUCUAGACAGAGAAGAGCUUUUCGGCGAGACAGGAGCCGGAAAAGCACCACGUAGUCUGGCACAGCACAUUCCGGGUCCUGGGGGUAUAGAAGGCAUGAAGGGGGCAGCAUCAGGCAUCGUGGGUGAUCUAGCUCGAGCUCGGAUAGCGUUGGAUGAGAGAGGGCAAAAACUGAGCGACGUGGAAGAGCGGACGGCAGCCAUGAUGGCCAGCGCUGACUCAUUCUCCAAACACGCUCAUGAGAUGAUGCUAAAGUGUAAGGAUAAGAAAUGGUACCAGUUCUGAUCUCCGCAAAACAGCAGAGCCCAAAGGGACUCAGGAGUUCUCCUACACAGCCUUGUUCAUCCAUAAUCCUUUUCCCACUCUCGUCUUUAUCUCUCCUCUGCUGGACCAGUGGGAUCCCUCGCUCUUUCCUAGCACAAUAUUAAAUACAGUCUGCUUACAGAACUGAGGCACUGACUGAGAGCGGCCCCAAUCUGAGGAAUGCCAUACCAUGAUGGCGUCCACUCUUCGGUUUUCGUUUGUUCGUUUAAUAUCGCCAAUCCUCUCUCAUGGUGGCUGGGCUUUGCAGGCCCUGAAAUUCCAUUUCUUCUCUCAGCCUUUGAAAUGUUUUUGUGCUGUUGUUUUUUUGCAAUCAUGUCCUGCCUCCCACAUCGGAGAGCAGUAAGUAGUCAAAAAAAGACAGACAGACUAAACAAAAAAUACAACAACUAAACAACAAACAUAAAAAUCUAAAAAAAAAAAAAAAAAAAAGAAUAUAUAUAUAUACAUAAUUCUAUAUAAAUCUCCAUCAAAGUCUGUAAAAAUGCCAUAUUCGCUACUGUCAUAAGUGAAACUGAAAUACGAAGACACCAGGUGAAGCAUGGGAAGAGCUCCAUUCACAGGAAAUGAUGUUAUAAUGUGGAGGAGUCAAACCUUUCAGAAGAAGAGAGAACAUCUCCCUUCUCCAAAAAUGUACCCAGUAUAUUUCCCAAUUUAUCCCUUUUGGUUUAAUUCCCAUUUGAAUAUUUAUUUAUUUAUUUGUAUUAUUUUUUUAUUUAUUUAGCAAAAUGUAAAUGUCUGCUUGAAUAUAAAAUGCUGUUUGAGUGAUCUUUUUACAAAAUUAUUGUGAAUAUCAGUACAAUAAUGCUUUACAUUAAAGUACCAUCUUGAGGGUUUAUAAUUAGUUGACAUGAGAAGGAUUUACAUAGUAAAUGAAUGAAUUAAGAAAUAACUAUUUGUAAACCAACUGUGAGUGAUUUAAUGAUGGUAUUUUCAUGUGAUACAUUAUACAGAUGUUUGAACUUUCUGUGAAACUCUGUACAGGAAAUAUCUGGUCUGAACAGAGUUGUGGAAGAAAGUAGGCAAAAUUAUGGUUUCAAAUUAUCCAUCUUUUUUGGGGGGUAGACAGCCAUAUAAACCUCAACAGCUAGAACAUUUGUUGUGACUGAAAAUGACGUCGCAGUCUCUUUAGUGUUGGCUCUGGGAUUUGAUUUUGUCCAUUAGACCAGCUUUCUCAUCCCUGCAUACUGCGUAGAUUAAACCGCUUGAACAUAUAGAGAUUGUACUUUAGUAAAUGUUUUGGUCCACAUUUCAUUUGUUACAUAAAAAGCACUUACUGUUGAAAACGGCUCUAUUCAUACCUGGAAAUUUGGACCGGUUUUCCAGCUCUAAUCUUUGGUGACUUGAUUACAGACGUGAAAUAGGGUUGAACACUUUCACUGGCUUGGGAACAAUAUUCAUUGUAGUUCUGAAUGUCAGGAAGACAUAACAUGUUUCUAUCUGAGGGGCUGUUUACACGACACCAUUUUCAACUAAAAACGGAAAACUUUUUAUGCGUUUUGGCCAUUCAUUUACACGACAACGACGUUUUGGUGGCCUGAAAACGCAAACUUUUGAAAACGGGUUUCAAAGUGCAAGUUUUUGAAAAUGGUCUCCGUGUAAAGAACAAAAACGCGAAUCUGUGAAAGCGAUGACAUCAUGCACAUGCGCAUUAAAUGUUCAGUCUAUAGUGUUCCAUCGCCAUCUAAUGGCCUGCCAGCAGAAUACAGCGUUUUUAUUCGUUUUCACGGAUUCGUAUGGAUGGGGAUCGUUUUGACAAUGGUGUCGUCUGUACGCGGUAAACUCAAAGGAAAAAUUUCUCCGUUUUAAGCAUAUCGUUGUCGUGAAAAUGUACCCUGACGGUACUGGUUUCACUCUGGUGCUUCAUGUGUAAUGCAGUAAAUGCACAGAACGUACUUCAAGAUCAUCUACAUCUGUGAAAACACUAACAAUGAGUGUUAGCUGUACAUUCAAAACCAGAAAACUAAAAAGUAACACUAAAUACAAAAAAAGUGUACGGUAAAUGUCUUUCUUGUCCCAUUUCUCCCUUGAAACCACAUUUUAGUGCCAUUAUAUUUAUUUGUGGUUUGCAAGAAAUGCUGCUAUAUAUGUUGCAUUGAUCACACGAGCCAUUGUCGUUCGAGAUACUGAUUCUCACUUGCCUCUCUGCCCAAAGUUUUUCGCCAUUCUGUGAAUGAAGUAGUUCGACAAUCUGGGAGCAUCAAUCGCGAGUGAGCGUCGCCAUACUGACCCUAAGACAGUUGCCAUAUAUUUUCAAACGCCAAAGAUUUUCUUUCAUUGAGUUCUGUAUUCCAUUCGACAGCUGUUUGUGUCUGAAGUACCACUGCAUCCAGUAACAGUGUUGAGGACUUUUCUGAUGUUUUUGGCUGUGUGCUAGUCUGCCUUUCGUGUGUUUCGUAUGCCGUACUUCAAACAAAGAAAAAUGGGGGAAAAAAGAAUUACAAAACAAAUGAAGCCAAUCUCUCUCAGACUCUAAAUGUUUCUCUGUGUUGGACUCUAUAUUCUCUGUAAAUGUGUUUUCAUGCCAUGGUGUUAUAGUGUUUCUGAAGACCAGGUUUGUUUUUGAAUAUCUCGCUCGUAUGUCAUCUCGCCUGAUUAACUAAUUCAAUUAUAUUUGUACAAUGUGUAUUUUUCUCUGCAGUACUGUAUUUCCCUGAAUAGAUAUCCUUGUCAUAUUUUUAAUCAUCGAUUAUUAAAAAUUAUUUUUAUAUAUGCUUUGAGGAGGACGUAUUUUGAGCUCAUUGCGCUCUGUCACUUGUCUUCAUGUCUUUGUUUUCUGUUGUUUGUUCACGACAGGGUGAUUUUUGAAUUGAACAUGAGUGAGUGAGUGAGCGUUCCCUUGAAAUUCCUGCAUACAUGAAGUAUGUGAGAAUGCGUCAAACAAGGUGAAGGUCUUCAGAGGACCAGUAGGUUCGUUAUUUGAAAAAAGCCGUUCGUUGAUGAGUAAUGCUACAUUUUAAGCCCCAACGUGGUUGAUAUUUACAAUUUAAAACCAAAAAUUACUUUUCAACAUGUAAGCUCAUGUACAUUGGUUACUCGUGAGAUAAUUCCAGGAAAGAUUUGAUGUCCUAGGUUGCUAUUUUGUCAUUGUCAAUUAAUAAACAAAAGUAUCCAAUCAGCCGUGUUGAACUGUAAUGCUGUAAAUGUCAGUAAUAAGUGUUCAAACUCCAGCAGAAUUUAUUGAUCACACCUUUAGUUCAUUCAUGUCUGUUUCAUAGAGGUUUCAGAGUCACUCUGGAUGUGAACCUGGUUGUUUGCCCUUUGUAAUCUUUCAUGACUAAGGAGAAAAAAAGGUUCCUGUUGCUUUCUUGGCUUUAAUUUUAUCUAUUCAUUUUGUAAUGUUUCAUGUUGACUUUAAGUGAAUCGUUUUAUUUGUCUCAGACAGAACAUUCUUACCUGAAAUAUUACACUUUUAACAUGCAGAAGAGCCUCAUUCAUUUUCUGUCCUGAAUAUAACGGUUAUCAGUGGGUUGCAGUAUUUUCUCAUUGUAGCCAAUUUCUUGUACAGUUUUAUGCAAAUUUCACAUGGAUGUUUAUGACUAUCUGCUGCCACAAACAAUUUAGAAUUUCUGUAGAUAGAAAUUACUGUGCAAUGGAAAAUAAAACAAUUUAAAAAUG
Ctenopharyngodon idella (grass carp) is the source of this 7838-nucleotide messenger RNA. It is a transcript of the gene stxbp5a, whose product is annotated as syntaxin binding protein 5a (tomosyn). Bases 717 to 4184 code for a protein of 1155 amino acids. NCBI's taxonomy places the organism in Eukaryota, Metazoa, Chordata, Actinopteri, Cypriniformes, Xenocyprididae. Gene Ontology annotation, molecular function: myosin II binding; GTPase activator activity; syntaxin binding. Gene Ontology annotation, cellular component: cytoplasm; plasma membrane; SNARE complex. Gene Ontology annotation, biological process: regulation of protein secretion; regulation of exocytosis. The record is from RefSeq and is a predicted model, not a curated record. The transcript has 27 exons.